Molecule: messenger RNA, 765 nt
Organism: Rhagoletis pomonella (apple maggot)
Lineage: Eukaryota; Metazoa; Arthropoda; Insecta; Diptera; Tephritidae
Product: secreted RxLR effector protein 161-like
Exons: 1
Coding region: 1-765 (254 amino acids)
Source: RefSeq, a predicted model, not a curated record
AUGGAAAAUUGUAAACCUAUAUCCACUCCGAGUGAUCCAAAUGUCAAACUUUCGAAGGAUUUUGGUUCGAACAAAAAUUCCACAGAGAGCGAACUCAAGCGUAUACCCUAUCAAGAAGCAGUUGGAUGCUUGCUAUAUUUGUCACAAGCCACACGACCAGAUAUUGCGUUCGCUGUAAACGACGUAAGUCGUUUUAAUAGUACUUACAAUUUAGCUCACUGGACAGCAGUAAAGCGAAUUUUUCGAUACCUAAAAGGGACUGCUGAUUUGAAGUUACGUUAUUCCAAAGAAAGCGGCUCAGAUAUAUAUGGUUUUUGCGAUGCUGAUUAUGCCUCAGAUGUUGACAAGAGAAGGUCGUGUACCGGAUACAUCUUUAAAUUAUCGAAUGCCGCAGUGACUUGGCAUAGCAAGCGUCAGCCAACUGUGGCUUUAUCGACAACUGAAGCAGAAUAUUUGUCGAUGUCAGCUGCAGUAAGAGAAGCGCUUUGGCUAAAACAAUUUGUCAAUGAACUCGAUCGUAGUUCUACCAACACCAUACCGAUCAAUUGUGACAAUAUGAGCUCAAUCGAAUUAGCUGAAGUGGAGGGAUUCAGGAAUCGCACCAAGCAUAUUGAUGUUAGGCACCAUCACAUCAGAGACAUGAUUAAUGAGGGUGUCGUAUCAAUUAAAUACAUUCCUUCUGAAGAAAUGGCAGCGGACAACUUGACCAAAGCAGUCCCUAGGGACAAACACCAGUUUUGCGUCAAACAAUGUGGAUUAUGCUGA